AUGGCGAUUGUGCUGGAAUCGUGGUGGGGAGCUACAGCGGGCCUGUUCUUAGUACUGUCCGUCGCUGUCUACCUCUAUUUCCUCUCCUGGUAUUCCUACUGGACGAAAAGGGGCGUUCCACAGGCCGAAGCAGUUUUCCCUUUCGGGAGUGUGGAAAAAGAGGCUUUAUUCGGAAAGAAGCGAGUUGAACUUCAGCUACACGAAAUCUACAAACGAUACCGAGACAAGCCCUUCCUCGGGAUUUACGUACUCUUCGCACCAGCCUUCCUGGUCUUCGACCCAGAUAUCAUUCGCGACGUUCUGGUCAAGGACUUCGACGCCUUCCAGGACAGGUGCAUACCGUUCGAUGACAGCGAGCCGCUCAACCACCACCUGCUGUUCCUUAACGGCAGCAAGUGGAAGAGGCUGCGCUCCAAGCUGACCCCGGCGUUUACCUCGGGGAAAUUAAAAAUGAUGUUCGAGACGAUAGACAGAUGCGGCCGCGAGAUGGUGGAAGUCCUGGACGAUGCAGCGAGGAGGGAACAAGUAGUAGAGAUUCGCGACGUUUCGGCCAGGUUCACGAUAGACGUCAUCGGGAGCGUCGCCUUCGGCGUUGAGUGCAACUGCCAGCGCAAUCCGGACGCCGAGUUUCGGGUGUGGGGCCGCAAACUGUUCGAGUUCUACACGUCGGACAGGGUGGAACAGCUGUUACUUGCUAUCCAUCCACCUACUGCGAAACUCUUCAGGGCGUUUAUAGGGAGGAAGGACGUUCUGAAGUAUUUCGAGGAUAUGGUGAGGGAUACAGUGACUUACCGAGAGCGUAACAAGGUGGAACGCAAUGAUUUCAUGCACAUGCUGAUACAGCUCAAGAACAGAGGCUUCAUGGACGACGAGAAGUCCGGCAGUGCAAAGACCCAAGACGACGAAAACAGUAACUGGAAGCUAUCCGACGGAGACUUGGCGGCUCAGGCUGUGCUGUUCUUCGCGGCGGGCUUCGAGACGUCGUCGACGACGAUGAGCUACGCGCUGUACGAGCUGGCCCUCAACCCGGAGGUGCAGCGGCGGCUCCAACAGGAGGUGGACGAAACCCUGCAGAGGACGGGCGGCCGCUUCACGUACGACGCCGUCAUGGGGAUGCCCUACCUCGACAAGGUCGUCUCAGAGACCUUGAGGAAGUACCCGCCGGUGGCGGUCCUCCCACGUAAGACCACCCGCCCGUACCAGAUUCGAGGCACCAAGGUGGUCAUCGACAAGGACAUGGGGGUCGCGGUGUCCAACUACGCACUGCACCAUGACCCCAAGUACUAUCCUGACCCGGAGCGUUUUGACCCGGAGCGCUUCUCCGAGGAGGAGAAAGCCAAGAGGCAUCCCUACGUGUAUCUUCCCUUCGGUGAGGGACCACGCAAUUGCGUAGGCAUGAGACUGGGUCUCCUGCAGUCCAAAAUCGGCCUCGCUCACCUGAUGUCAAAGAUCGAAUUCCAGAAAUGCGAUGAGACUGAAAUUCCAAUUGAAUUCGAUCCACUAACCAUAGUGUUUAUGCCCGCAACUGGGCUUCAUCUGCGAGCGAAGAAGAGAUCUGUGUGA
This is a messenger RNA of Schistocerca piceifrons (Central American locust), 1563 nucleotides long. RefSeq names its product cytochrome P450 6k1-like. The transcript is spliced from 7 exons. NCBI's taxonomy places the organism in Eukaryota, Metazoa, Arthropoda, Insecta, Orthoptera, Acrididae. Gene Ontology annotation, molecular function: iron ion binding; heme binding; monooxygenase activity. Bases 1 to 1563 code for a protein of 520 amino acids. The record is from RefSeq and is a predicted model, not a curated record.